AUGGAUUUGUCCUACCGAGGAUUUCUGGCAGAGGCGGUGGGGGCGGUUGCGGUGGCGCCCAGCUGCUGCCAGCCGGUGUCACUGUGGAGCGGAGGGGACCGGUGGUGGCGCGGUGCUCUUGGUUGCAGACCAGAAUCUGUAGAAGCUAGCCCCGUGGUAGUUGAAAAAUCGAACAGUUAUCCACACCAGUUGUAUACCAGCAGCUCGCAUUCACACAGUUACAUUGGUUUGCCCUAUGCAGACCAUAACUAUGGUGCUCGGCCUCCUCCAACGCCUCCAGCUUCUCCUCCUCCAACAGUGCUUAUAAGCAAGAAUGAAGUAGGCAUAUUUACCACUCCCAACUUUGAUGAAACCUCCAGUGCUACUACCAUCAGUACGUCAGAGGAUGGAAGCUAUGGAACUGAUAUUACCAGAUGCAUUUGUGGCUUUACGCAUGAUGAUGGAUAUAUGAUCUGUUGUGACAAAUGCAGUGUCUGGCAGCACAUUGACUGCAUGGGGAUUGACAGGCAGCACAUUCCUGACAUAUAUCUGUGUGAACGUUGUCAACCAAGGAGUUUAGAUAAAGAAAGGGCAGUGCUAUUGCAACGAAGGAAAAGGGAAAAUAUGUCAGAUGGGGAUACCAGCGCAACAGAGAGUGGUGAUGAGGUUCCUGUGGAACUGUAUACUGCUUUUCAGCAUACACCAACUACAAUUACUUUAACUGCUACAAGAGUUACAAAAGUCAAUGAUAAGAAAAGGAAAAAAAGUGGAGAGAAAGAACAGAACAUAGCAAAAUGUAAAAAAGCCUUUCGAGAAGGAUCCAGGAAAUCUUCACGAGUAAAGGGCUCAGCUCCAGAGAUUGAUCCUACUGACAGUUCGAACUUUGGCUGGGAAACUAAAAUCAAGGCAUGGAUGGAUCGUUACGAAGAAGCAAAUAAUAACCAGUACAGUGAGGGUGUCCAGAGGGAGGCACAAAAAAUAGCUCUGAGAUUAGGCAAUGGAAAUGACAAAAAAGAAGUCCACACCAGCAAUCUGAUUUUCAAACCUCCAGUAGAGAGUUACGUGCAAAAAAACAAGAAAAUUUUAAAAGCUGCCAAAGACUUGCCUCCUGAUGCACUUAUUAUUGAAUACAGAGGGAAGUUCAUGCUGAGGGAACAGUUUGAAGCUAAUGGAUAUUUCUUUAAAAGGCCAUACCCAUUUGUUUUGUUUUAUUCCAAAUUCCAUGGGCUAGAAAUGUGUGUUGAUGCAAGGACUUUCGGAAAUGAAGCUCGAUUCAUCAGGCGUUCAUGUACACCAAAUGCGGAGGUGAGGCAUGUAAUUGAAGAUGGAACAAUUCAUCUUUAUAUUUACUCCAUCCAUAACAUUCCAAAGGGAGCAGAGAUUACUAUAGCGUUUGAUUUUGAUUAUGGAAAUUGUAAAUACAAAGUGGAUUGUGCCUGCCUCAAAGAAAAUCCUGAAUGUCCAGUUCUCAGACGUUCUGAGCCUACAGAAAACAUCAAUACUGGAUAUGAAACCAGAAGGAAAAAGGGAAAGAAAGAGAAGGAUGUUUCAAGAGAGAAGGAGACUCAAAAUCAGAACAUCACAUUGGACUGUGAAGGAGCAGCCACCAAAAUGAAAAUCGCAGAUAAUAAACAAAGGAAGCUUUCUCCCCUCAGGCUGUCCAUUUCUAAUAAUCAGGAGCCAGAUUUUAUUGAUGAUAUAGAAGAAAAAACUCCCAUUAGCAAUGAAGUAGAAAUGGAAUCAGAAGAGCAGAUUGCAGAAAGGAAAAGGAAGAUGACAAGAGAAGAACGGAAAAUGGAAGCUAUCCUGCAAGCUUUUGCCAGACUAGAAAAAAGAGAAAAAAGAAGAGAACAGGCUUUGGAAAGAAUCAGCACAGCAAAAACUGAGGUUAAAUCAGAAUGCAAGGAAGCACAGAUUCUCAAUGACACUGAAUUUAUUCAGGAACCAGCAAAAGAAGAAACUGCCACCAAGCCUACCCCAGCCAAAGUUAAUAGAGCUAAGCAGAGAAAAAGCUUCUCGCGGAGUAGAACUCACAUUGGACAACAACGUAGACGACACAGAACUGUCAGCAUGUGUUCAGAUAUCCAGCCGUCUUCUCCUGACGUGGAAGUAACUGCACAACAUAAUGAAACUGAGAAUGCUGCACUGGUAGCUGAGCCUGAAACAGAAACUGUGGUUGCAGAAAUGGUUGCUGAAACAGAAGCUCAAGCACUUAAUAAAUGCCCUACUAAGUAUCCUAAAACAAAGAAGCACUUGGUCAGUGAAUGGUUAAGUGAAAAGAGUGAUAAAACAGGGAAGCCUACAGACAGUCUAUCGGAAAGGCCGCUACGUAUAACUACCGACCCUGAAGUUCUGGCCACUCAGCUGAAUUCUUUACCAGGUCUCACUUACAGUCCACAUGUAUACUCGACUCCAAAGCACUAUAUUCGUUUUACUUCACCAUUCCUUUCAGAAAAGAGGAGGAAAAAAGAACCUGUGGAAAACAUUACUGGCUCUUGUAAGAAGCGUUGGUUAAAGCAGGCUUUGGAAGAAGAAAAUUCAACAGUGAUUGAUAGGUUUAAUUCACCAUCACAAGAGAGAUCUAGAAGUCCAGCCAUCAAUGGUGAAAAUAAAAGUCCUUUGUUACUGAAUGACAGCUGCUCCUUAACAGAUCUAACCACGCCACUAAAAAAACGAAGACUGUAUCAGCUGCUGGAGUCUGCAUUCUCUGAAACCUCCACACCUACUCCUUCUCCAUAUGCCACACCAACUCACGCGGACAUUGCUGCCUCCGAGCCAUCGUUGUUUGCUACUCCUCCCAGGGUAAAAACCGAAGAUGAAGCUUGUAGAAAUGGUUACAAACCCAUAUAUUCACCUGUUACUCCUGUAACUCCAUGUAUCCACGGAAAUACCAUGCACUUUGAGAAUAUUUCCUCACCUGACAGUUCCCCAGAAACAAAAAGGCGAGCUUAUAGUCAAGAG
Leptosomus discolor (cuckoo roller) is the source of this 2940-nucleotide messenger RNA. The record is from RefSeq and is a predicted model, not a curated record. NCBI's taxonomy places the organism in Eukaryota, Metazoa, Chordata, Aves, Leptosomiformes, Leptosomidae.